AUGUCCUCUCGACGCCUCGAUGUUCCCCAAAGCAGGAGUGGUUCUAAGCCUCCAAGACUAGUCAGAUCGAACUCGUCCUUGUCCUUCGCCAAAGAAGCGGGCAUCUCCAAGCGUCGCCAUGAUUCCCGUCAGCGUCGUCCUAAUGCGACGACCGUUCCCGGAACCGUGGCUCGUGCAGAUAGUAAUCCCAACCCCAUCUCACCGAUCGUCACCCUCGUAGUUGGCCAAGAAUGUCGCAUCUUCGCCGCCCACGAAAACGUGCUAUCCGCUUCUCCUUUCUUCAAGAACGUCCUCGACACUCAAUUUUCCGGUGGCGAAACCAAGCGGAUAUUGCUUCCCAACGAGGAACCCGAGAUCUUUGCCUCGGUGCUCGAGUACCUCUACAAAGGCGACUACCAUCCCCGCCUCGUUCACGAUAUGAAUCAGAACACGUGGGAAUUGGAGGAGUUACCAGUAGCAGCAACAGCACGGAGGAACGGCGGCCGUGGUGGCGGUGGUGGACGGGAGGCUCCUACCAUCUAUCAUCACUCGGUGGAUGGCGAGGUGUUGAAGGAUACGGUGAUCUACUGCGCUGGAGAGAAGUAUGGGCUGGAAGAGCUGAAGAGGAUUGCAUUGAGGAAGCAAGGUCUUCAGUGCGGAAUAAUGGCCAGCACAAUCCUGACCUCUGCCAGAUACGCCUACGCCAACACCCCUGACACUGACUCCAAGCUCCGAGCUCAUUACCUCGCGCUCAUCAUCCGCGGCCGCAACACGUUCAAGCGCAGCGGCACCAUGCAACUGGAGAUGUUCCACGGCGGGAGUGAUCUCUUCUUUGACUUGUUUGUAGCGUUGUGUAAUCACGUUGAUGAUCUUUCGGUUGCUUCUUCUAGCACUCAACAUGAUACCCAACAGGACACUCAACAUGACACUCAACACGAUACCCAACAGGACAUUCAACAUGACACACAACACGACACUCAACAAAGCUCCGGCAGCGAAAAGGACUCGAAAUCGUGA
This is a messenger RNA of Sordaria macrospora k-hell, 996 nucleotides long. RefSeq lists its product as uncharacterized. Lineage: Eukaryota; Fungi; Ascomycota; Sordariomycetes; Sordariales; Sordariaceae. Gene Ontology annotation, molecular function: protein binding. The record is from RefSeq and is a predicted model, not a curated record.